GUGUGAGGUAUCAAGCAGCCAAUGUGAGGGACCCCCUGCCCCCAUUAGCCCCAGGUCGGGCAGCAGAGGAUCCCUUAAUCCACCCAGGCCUUGGUCAUUGGCUCUGGUGUCAGCCCCUGUCUGCCACCCCCGCUCCCUGCAUCCUUCCUGGCCAAGGACAGGGCCACCUGCCCACGUUCAGGGCCUUCGUGCUGUCCAGCUGGUGUGUCUGCUCUGGCCCCAAACACUCCAACCUCAGCCAGUCAGCAUGCUAGGUACUGUGCUGCUGCUGGCCCUGCUACCGGGGAUCAGCACUGUGUCCAGCGGGCCACCUGGUAUGUAUGGGCAGGGAAGUGAUGGGUCUGUCAUGCUCCUAGCCCUGUGUCACUCUUUUUUUUUUUGAGAUGGAAUUUUGCUCUGUCGCCCAGGCUGGAGUGCAGUGGCGCGUGAUCUCUGCUCACUGCAACCUCUGCCUCCCAGGUUCAAGCGAUUCUCCUGCCUUAACCUCCUGAGUAGGUGGGACUACAGGUAUGCGUUAGCACGCCUGGCUAAUUUUUGUAUUUUCAGUAGAGAUGGCAUUUCCCCAUGUUGGCCAGACUGGUCUGGAACUCCUGACCUCAGGCAAUCUGCCUGCCCUCAGCCUCCUAAAGUGCUGGGGUUACAGAUGUGAGCCACCGUGCCCAGCCAUCGUUCAACUAGACCUCUGGUCCAACCCCCCCCCUCUGGAGGGGGCGGGAGUGGGGUGGGGUCUUCCUCUGUCUCCCCAUCCCAAGGAUGGCUCACAUCCCCACUUCAGCAAAGUCCCCUGCAGUCACAGAGAGGGCCAGGGUUGUGGGAAGCGUCCAGGCUACCCAGGUGCUCUUCAGAAGUCGGGGGUGGGGAUGGAGGCAAGGAGCUCAUGCCUAUAUUCCCAGCACUUAGGGAAGCCAGGAGUUGCAGACCAGCCUGGGCAACAGAGACUCCAUAUGGCUGUGGUGGCGUCUAUGGUCACAGCUACUCCAGAGGCUGAAGCUGGAGGAUCACUGGAGCCCAGGAGUUGGAGACUGCAGUGAACAGCAUUCACACCACUGCACUCCAGCCUGGGCGACAGAGGGAGACCCUGUCUCAGAGGAAGAAAAAAAAAAAAAGGAUGUGAUGUGCAGGUGAUCUUUUGUGUUUGGAGCUUAUCCAUCUUACCAGAACCCUGCUCAGCACCUCCUGAAGGCAGACAUCAGUGUGUGUUUAGGGUCACGGAGAGGGCAAGGGACCCCAUGGUUACCCUCAGCCUGGACAAGGGGAAGACUCCCAAUCUUGGUGGCCUAGCUGGGCUUUGGCUGUGCCUGCGAGAGUCUCUAGGGAGGGUAUUCUCUUUACUUCCCUUCCCCGUUGGUGACAGCAUCUGCAUCCUCUUAGAAAGGGGAGCUGCCGGUCCUGCUGUGUCCCCGAGAGCAGCCAGGGGGAAGAUGGGGGCCUCUCACUUCACUCAGCCUGAUCCCACCAUCUGGUGCUCCUCACUGUUUCCCUUCCGUCCCAGGGAGGCCCUCGCCAGCUUCUGAGGCUUCUCUUGGGGUGCACGGCUUUGCACCCUGCUCAGCUGCUGGGCUGUGCGGGUCGCUGGGGACGGCAGGGGGCGCAUUACCGUCGGGGAACGUGGCGCGGAGCCCGUCAUGGGUGAAUCCGCUACCGCAACCACAUUCCUUUUCCAAAGGCGGCGGCGGGGGCGAGGUGGUCGGGCCAGAGGCCUAAAGGGUAGCGCACGUUCUCUCUCCUCCGGGCCGACCUUACCCCCAUCAGCGCCCCAGUUCCCCGCGGCGCCUGGCCCCUGGCUGCGCAGACCCCUCUUCAGUGUGAAGCUGUCGGACACAGAGGAUGUCUUCCCGCGCCGCGCGGGGCCGCUCGAGGUCCCGGCCGACAGCCGCGUGUUCGUGCAGGCGACCUUGGCCCGUCCCUCCCCGCGCUGGGGCCUGGCCCUGCACCGCUGCUCAGUGACGCCGUCCUCACGCCCGGCCCCGGGGCCGGCCCUGGCGCUGCUUCGAGAGGGCUGCACCGCCGACGCCUCGGUUGCCUUCCCGUCACCGCUACCGCCGAGCCCGAGUUCCACCCGCCCUGUGCGCUUCAGCUUCCGCCUGCGCCCAGUCUUCAACGCCUCAGUGCAGUUCCUGCACUGCCAGCUGAGCCGCUGCCGCCGCCUCCGGAGAGUCCGCCGGGCGCCUGCAUCCCUGACUCCCCCGCCGCCAUCGCGGUGUCUGCCUCAGGAUGAGGCUUGCACCGGCGGUGGCAGCGUUGAGAGCCUGGCUGCCAAUGGCCCCCACCUGCACACGCUGACGCAGCCUAUCGUGGUCACCGUGCCGCGGCCGCCCCCCAGGCCGCCCAAGAUCAUCCCUGGCCGCGCCGUGCGCCCCGAACCUCCGGCGCCGGCCCCCGCGGCCCUGGAGCCCGCGCCGGUGGUGGCGCUUGUGUUGGCAGCCUUUGUGUUGGGCGCCGCGCUGGCCGCCGGGCUGGGCCUCGUCUGCGCGCACUCAGCGCCCCCAGCCCCCGGCGCGCCCGCGAGAGCCUCGCCCGGCGGCCCCCAUCCCAGGAGGCCCCAAUGAGGAAGGGAUGAUGCGCCCCCAACAUGAUCCGGUGAUGCACCCAGCUACCACUUCCAGACCAAGACCAACAGGACCGGACCCGCCUCCCUGGACCUCGACCCGAUGGGGCUACGACCCCUGCACUUCUCUCCUCCCCGUCCCUUCCACCUGUGCUCAAAAUAAACCUCUAGACUAA
Callithrix jacchus (white-tufted-ear marmoset) is the source of this 2724-nucleotide messenger RNA. It is a transcript of the gene TGFBR3L, whose product is annotated as transforming growth factor beta receptor 3 like. NCBI's taxonomy places the organism in Eukaryota, Metazoa, Chordata, Mammalia, Primates, Cebidae. Gene Ontology annotation, biological process: transforming growth factor beta receptor signaling pathway; epithelial to mesenchymal transition; regulation of transforming growth factor beta receptor signaling pathway. The record is from RefSeq and is a predicted model, not a curated record. Gene Ontology annotation, molecular function: transforming growth factor beta receptor activity; transforming growth factor beta binding; glycosaminoglycan binding.